UCUUGUUAAAUUGGCUUCUUUCGACGGAGCGCCCAAUGCCGAUGAAUACAUGACGGACCCUCGCUCGCUUCGCACAUCCGCUCCGGCUGGCCGCUGUAAUGGAGAGGAAGAGGAAGCUGCCGGCGCGCGCCGCGGCGCGGGCUGAGCAGGCCGCGAAAAGAAGGACUAUGACUCCCCCUCAGAGAUCAGUUACCCCGGCGCCCGCACCCGAACCCGAGUCGGCUCCAGUCGCAGAUAUCCCCCCACCACUUCCGAAAUCCAUCACCGCUGGCAAACCUCUGCCCACAGUCGACUCUUCCCAAGCUGACGAUCUGCCGAGUGCCGACUUCCAAACCGUUACAGAGAGUGGUGUACUCGCCGAAUCUCUGUCUCGGUCGCGCCAAAAAUGGACAACGGAAGGGAUCUUUGAAAAGUACUGGUCUAAGCCGACUAAGAAAAAGGGCGUUGUGAUCGAAGAACCGAAUAAUCCACCCAAGGAAAGCAUGACCAAGAUCGGCCAGAUCACCAUUACCGUCGAGCCACACGUUUUCGAAGCGACCAUGUUCGCCGUCAAAGACCCGAAGCCGCCUCCGCCUCCCCCUCCGACGGCCGAACGACCGAUUGUACAAUAUGGGCCACCGAACGGAACGAUGCCACCGCCGCCCACGCCUACACCAAAGGCGACAACACCCACCAACGCGUCGGGUCCCGUCCCAAGCGCGACGCAACCCCAAGCUCAGGUGCCCGUUCCAGUAGAAACGAAAGCACCGGCUCCGAUACAAACUCAUACCCCUACCCAAACCCCAACUCUACCUUUGGCACGACCCAACGUGAAUCAAGCCACGCCGGAUGAGUUACGGUCCGCGGCACCUAUUCCUCCCAUGCCGGCGAGGCCAAUUGCUUCGCCGCGCGGGAUGGAAGCGGUCCUCUCGCCCAGUACUGCGACACCAUUGAUUCCACAAACCUCCCCAGCGACCCAACCCCAGCCGCCGCGGCCGACUCCCCCGCCAAGUUAUCCGCUCCCGCCAGGGGCCGCAACAGCCACAGCGGCGGGUCCUCCAAGACCUACAAAUGCGGUCGCCAGCAAUUCAGUCCCGAAUGGGCCUUCUGCCACGCCUGCCGGCGCAAACGGGAAACCCGCACCAGGCACCGACCCGAUCAUCCUCAUGCUAGCAGAGAAAGCCGGGUCGGAUCCUCAACUCCGCGACCUCAUGAAGCGCGUUGCGCAGGGAGAGGCGGCGAAACACGAACUCGAGCGGUUCCAAGCCAUCAUUGAUGCCAUCACCGCCGAGAGCAAGCGAAAUGGAGGUACCUCAGGGCCGUCGGCAGACAGGCUUCUGGUCGAUGGGAGGACUGUGCGUUAUUUCGCAGACGAGGUGCGGGCGAUUCUAGAUAUUGUCCUGUCGUCGAAUCCCAAACAAACUUCCGCCGACCUCCGGCCACCCGUCGGGAGCGAUGCGCUCGUUGUUAUGCUCGUCAAGACUGCCCUCGACGAUUCCAAGACCCGCGACAUAGUGCGGCGCAUCGCCGAGAACAAAACGCAAUUUGCGGACGCCACCGAUCUCAAGGUCACCCUCGACGGCUUACGCACGAAGCUCAUCAAAGAUAAGGAACGACAACAGACACAAUCACCAGUCCCGGCCUCACCAGCACCGACGAAACUUAACGGUGCGGCUAACGGCUACUCAACACUGUCUACCGCCAUCGCGCAGUCACCCACUCCUCAGACAGCACUCCGCUCCAAGGGGCCGCCGCCGCCACCACCAAAGCCCGACAUCUCCGCCCUCGUAUUCGAGUUCACUGGCGGGACAGGCGACCGUUAUCUCUUCCCGAAAUUCAGCCUCCUCGAAUACGUCCCGGUUCCCUCUGGACAGCAGGUAAUAGCCUCCUUUCUUCUCGUGCGAAAGGGCAGCAAAGCCGAGUAUCCCAUGGCGGACCCUCUGUUGGACUACUACCAACCCCUCACGAUCCGACUCUUCACCCCCGCCGGUCGCCACCUCGAACAUCUCGCCCGGGUAGUCGCUCCGCCGGACGAGGUACGGCGAUACAUGGACGACGUUAUGACCAAGAUGACGCGGGCGGAGUAUAUCCUCCUCGCCAUGAGGUUGCCUCGGCGGGACGGGUCAGAGGAGGACAAGGAGAACGAGCGGGAAGGCAAGCAACUAAAUGGCGGCCCAUUCAGGGACAAGGACAAGGAGAACGGCCUGGAAAUAGUACAGAAACCUGCGCAGCCAUCACCUGGUGUGUUGUGGACUGCCAAACCAUCCAAACCGGACAUAAAGGGCCUUCCAGGCAAAGGCAAAGGAUUUGCGAGGGUCAUGGAUGCUGACGACCCAUAUCAAAGUUUCGUUGCGUCGGUCAGCCGGAAGGAGGUUUAAGCAGCCUUGGACGUGGGUCAAGCGUAUGUUUGGUUGCGGGUUGUUUCGAGCAGGCGACAUACAGUAGCGUAUGAAACCGCGAGCCUCG
Chaetomium fimeti is the source of this 2445-nucleotide messenger RNA. RefSeq lists its product as uncharacterized. Gene Ontology annotation, cellular component: Swr1 complex. The transcript is spliced from 2 exons. Gene Ontology annotation, biological process: chromatin remodeling. Lineage: Eukaryota; Fungi; Ascomycota; Sordariomycetes; Sordariales; Chaetomiaceae. Gene Ontology annotation, molecular function: ATP-dependent H2AZ histone chaperone activity. Bases 99 to 2357 code for a protein of 752 amino acids. The record is from RefSeq and is a predicted model, not a curated record.